AUGAGUACUACUAAUACUUUUAGCUCGAGGCUGCUUCUUCUUGUGCUCUUUGGUGCUUUCAUUUUCACCACUGGUGCGAGUAGGAAGCUUGGAAGUGCUGAAAAGGGUUCCUUUGGCGAUGAGAAAACAUUCUAUCGCCGCCCAGGUUUUGGAGGAGGAGGUGGGCUUGGAGGCGGAGGCGGUGGGGGACUGGGUGGUGGAGGCGGGGGUGGACUUGGAGGAGGAGGAGGGCUAGGCGGUGGUGCUGGAGCUGGUUUCGGAGGUGGUGCUGGAGCAGGAGGUGGUGGCGGACUGGGUGGAGGCGGAGGGGGAGGCUUUGGCGGUGGUGGCGGAGGAGGAUUGGGUGGUGGAUCAGGUUUUGGAGGAGGAGCCGGAGGAGGAGCUGGAGGCGGUGGCGGAGGAGGGUUUGGAGGUGGCGGCGGUGGAGGACUUGGGGGCGGAUCAGGUGGAGGUUUCGGUGGAGGUGCCGGUGGUGGGUUUGGAGGCGGCUUCCCUUGA
This is a messenger RNA of Argentina anserina (silverweed cinquefoil), 498 nucleotides long. Its product is annotated as glycine-rich protein 23-like. Lineage: Eukaryota; Viridiplantae; Streptophyta; Magnoliopsida; Rosales; Rosaceae. The transcript has a single exon. Bases 1 to 498 code for a protein of 165 amino acids. The record is from RefSeq and is a predicted model, not a curated record.